AUGAAACGAGGCAGUAUACCUUGUCUGUGUACUGAACUGAAUCUUGCCCUCACGUUGCACGGUGGCCAGAGUUUCAGAUGGACGGCUUGCGACAAUGGAUACAAAGGUAUCUUUAACGGGUCCGUUUGGACUCUGUCUCAAAAUAAAACCCAUCUGUUAUAUACCGUACAAGGACACUUAAAAGAUUCAGUAAAUUAUGAUAAUAUUCUGUCUGAGUAUUUUAGAUUAUCAGUACCAUUAAAAGUACAUUAUGAACAAUGGGCAAAAGCAGAUACACAUUUUCAAAAGUGUUUAGAUGAAAAUAAUGCUGUUAGAAUAUUAAAGCAAGAUGUUGUAGAGAAUUUAUUCUCAUUUAUCUGUAGCUCCAAUAAUAAUAUAUUAAGAUAUUUCUUUAAAAUGGAACUCAAGUGUACAGUUCAAACAUAUGCUUGGGGAAAACUUGGUAUGAACAGUAUUGUUGCGUCUUUGAUAAAAUCAGCCAAUGCUGAUUUCGUCGUGGAUGAACAAAAAACUUAUGCAGAAUUAUGGAUGGGUACUCACGAGAAUGGUCCAUCAUAUCUUAAGGAUACAGAUAUUCCCUUGCAUAAAUACAUUCAGGAAAAUACUGAAGCGUUAGGCAACAAUGUUGCACAAACGUUUUGCUCCAAUUUGCCUUUUCUCUUUAAAGUCUUGUCUAUAAAUAAAGCUUUAUCCAUUCAAGUACAUCCGAAUAAGACAAAGGCAAAAGAGCUGCAUAAAUUAUAUCCAGAUAUCUACAAAGAUCCGAAUCACAAACCGGAACUAGCUAUAGCUUUGUGUCCUUUUGAAGCGCUGUGUGGAUUCCGUCCAAUCGAUGAAAUAAAAGAUUAUGUGAAUAAUAUACCAGAAUUACUCGCCGUCAUAGGAGAAACUAAUUCUCGUCGCUUAUUUCAAACAGAUGAUUCUAUGGUCAGUGAUGCUUUGCAACAGAGUUUCCACAGUCUUAUGACUUGUGAUUCCAAUGAAGUGGCACAGCAAUUAAGAAGCUUGAUAGAUAGAUUAGAGAAUACAGACGAUUAUUAUAGACAACUGGUUAAAGCCGACUUGUUAGAGCGUUUGCACAAUGAUUACCCUGGAGAUGUAGGCUGUUUUACAAUAUAUCUGUUUAAUUACGUGACGAUGCUACCAGGUGAAGCAAUAUACAUUGGACCAAACGUACCUCAUGCGUAUCUAUCUGGCGAUUGCAUAGAAUGUAUGGCAUGUUCGGAUAAUGUAAUAAGAGCUGGACUUACACCAAAACCGAAAGAUAUAGAAACUUUAAUCCAAGUACUGUCAUUUGAAUGCAAAUCUAUCGAAAAGAUUCAACCAUCUCGGGAAGAUACGUUUACUCAAGUUUUUCGUCCACCAGUUUCAGAAUUCGCAGUCGCCAAAAUCACUUUACCACCUGGACAAUCAUCUUAUAAUUUAAAACCAAGAAACUCGGCUAGUAUUCUUUUAAUAGUGAAUGGUAAAGCAAAAAUAUCUUCCAAGAUUUGUUCUCGCGGCUCCGUUUUGUUUAUUCCUGCCAAUGAUGAAGUGGAGAUAAAAGUGUUAUGUGAUUGUCAUCCUAUGCUGAUGUUUCAAGCAUUUUCAAAUGUUUGAGGCUACAGAAUUCAACAAACGUUGGUAAUACUUGUAUAGUGUAAAACAUGAUUAAUCUUUUAAAGCAGUCAUAUAUUCAAAAUUAUAAAU
This is a messenger RNA of Cyphomyrmex costatus, 1689 nucleotides long. RefSeq names its product mannose phosphate isomerase. The record is from RefSeq and is a predicted model, not a curated record. Gene Ontology annotation, molecular function: damaged DNA binding; zinc ion binding; mannose-6-phosphate isomerase activity. NCBI's taxonomy places the organism in Eukaryota, Metazoa, Arthropoda, Insecta, Hymenoptera, Formicidae. Gene Ontology annotation, biological process: GDP-mannose biosynthetic process; carbohydrate metabolic process; nucleotide-excision repair. The transcript has 7 exons. Bases 1 to 1599 code for a protein of 532 amino acids. Gene Ontology annotation, cellular component: cytosol.